AUGAAGCUCAGCUACUUUUCCCUUCUGGCGCUCUUGCCCAUCGCCCUCGCGGCUCCAGCUCCAGCUCCUGAGGUCAUCGGAGCGAUCGACCUCGGCGAUUUGGAUAGCCUCCCCGAGCCAACUCAGGUCCCCGUCGAGGUGAUCUCGACCUCGGUCGAUCUGUCUGCAGUAGCGACUUCGCUCGCAGCCGCACGGAGCGCCGCGGACGGCAGUGUGCCCACCGUGAUCGCGCUUCACAGACGCCAGACGUCGUGCAAGCCUUUCUCAGCGUACGCUUCUGUGGAUCCCAAUGUGCCAGCUUCCAUGGCGGGCUUUCAAGCCUACCAGCCCUGGACUACUCCUGCGAACGGACUGGGUUCCUACGGUCUUCCUAUUUACCAGGGUGUGAAUUCCGUCGGACCCAAGAAUGGCUUGCUCAGUGUCAACGCCUACCGCACUUACGAUCCUAGUGUGUGCCAGGCCAUGUGCGACAGUCUGACCAGCUGCCAGUCGUUCGCGAUCUGGCUCGAGCGUGUACCACAGUUCAAGUACGACGCUGCGACGUGUCCGAACCCUCCGCCCGAUGCGGCCUACCAAACCAAGUGCAUGUACUACUCGUACACACUCCAGGCGAGCGAAGCUACCAACCCGGGGCAGUGGACGAACAACCGCACGUUUUGGGUUUCUCAGACCUCGGUCAAAUUUUUCAACAAGAACGGCUUUGUGCCUAAGUCUGUCACCGAUUUUGCAGCUCCCGUGGGCGGCUACGGCACAUGCGCCCCAGUGGGGCUCUCGGAGGAUGGUGCCAAUGUAACCACCGCCACUGGCCUGUACCACGCUGAUGUUCUGGCCCUGAAGGCUGGUCCGAUGACCACGGCUAUCGAUCCGGACUUCUGCGCAUCAACUUGCAGGUCGAUCACCUCUGGAAAUCAGACUGAUGCCAACUCGGGGAUCAAGCUCAACUGCAACAUGUUCAGUUUGUUCCUUCUUCGCAAGGACGGCAAGGAAGCCUGGCAGUGCCAGUACUGGACCAAGGACCUGCCUGCCAGCAGGAACUCUAAUUGCGGUUCUGGCAGCGUGAUCGCCAGCUGGAAGUACGUCAAUGGGGACACGAACGCCGUGCCGUAUGUGAACACCAAGCCUUUCGUGCCUACAACGCCUACCCCGUCGUCCACGUCUUCCACGUCUUCCGCGUCUACCACCCCUACCACAUCCACCACAUCUACCACGUUUCCCAUCCCUACCACGCCGACUACGACGACCACAUCUAGCACGUCUAGCACAUCUUCCACGUCUGCCACGUCCGCGACUUCUAGCACUUCUACCACCUCAACUGCUUCUACCGUGUCUGCCACCAUUACCACGUCGUCCGCGUUUUCCACUUCUUCCACGCCUUCCGCGUCUACCACAUCUACCAUCCCUACCACGCCGGCUACGCCGACGACGUCUUCCACGUUUUCCACGUCUUCCACGUCUUCCACGUCUUCCACGUCUGCCACGUCUGCCACUUCUACCACAUCUACCACGUCUUCCACGUCUUCCGCGUCUACCACCCCUACCACAUCUAUCACAUCUACCACUUCUACCGCAUCUACCGCAUCUGCCGUCCCUACCACGCCGACUACGCCGACCGCGUCGAGCACGUCUAGCACGUCAACCACAUCUUCCGCGUCUUCCACGUCCGCCACAUCUACCGCAUUUACUGCUUCUACCACAUCUACCACGUCUACCACGUCUACCACAUCUACCACGUCUACCGCGUCUACCGCGUCUACCACGCCAACUACAUCUACUAAGCCGACCACGUCUAGCCAGUCAACCACGUCUACCACACCGAUCACGUCUACCACGCCUGCCGUUCUCUCCCAAUGCACUGGCAGUAGCAGCGCCACGUUCGGCAUUCGAUGCUAUGAAGACUUCAACAACGUCGAAGGACGCGCCGAUUUUGCCAGCUCAGCAAGUGGCAAGGUGCAAGUGUACGACUCGAAGCACUAUCUUGUGUAUACGAACAAGCUGGCAGGGUUUGUGAGUGGGAGCGCGGGCCAGGCGUACAUCCACAACACACAGUACAAGCAGUUCGACGCGACGGAUCUCGUCGGGACCGACGGCACGUUCGGCACGUGCUACAUGAAGAACUCGGCGUCGUGCACCUGGUCUGCCAGUGGGUUCGUGUUUGAUCUCGAGUCGAUCGACGUCGCGACGUGGUUCGGGACCGGACACCUGCUUCCUGGUGACGGAUUGAGGCUGUACGGGAUGCGCGGCGGCAAGGUUGUGACUCAGACGAGUUCUGCGCCCUUUGUCCCCGCCACUGUGAGUGUGGCUCAGUCUUUCACGCAUGUCACAGGCCUCCUCGAGCUUGGCUUUAGGAACAUCGACGAGAUCAUGGUCGUUCCUUCUUACCUGUCCUAUCUCGGUUCCUGGGACUACGCCGUGUUUGACAACCUCGUCCUCACGCGCUACGCCGUGCCUAAGAAGCGUCGUAACCCACAAACCAUCGACGGGCCUGCUCAAGCUGUCUCUUCCCGCGACGAGAGUGACGACUCAGCACAAAUCCCCUCUUACCUGUGGGAGCAUGCCGCGUCCAACUCUACCACAAACAUCUCCACUACUUAG
Messenger RNA from Sporisorium graminicola, 2592 nucleotides. RefSeq lists its product as uncharacterized. The record is from RefSeq and is a predicted model, not a curated record. The coding region runs from base 1 to 2592 and encodes 863 amino acids. The transcript has a single exon. NCBI's taxonomy places the organism in Eukaryota, Fungi, Basidiomycota, Ustilaginomycetes, Ustilaginales, Ustilaginaceae.